This is a messenger RNA of Lolium perenne, 1484 nucleotides long. RefSeq names its product probable mediator of RNA polymerase II transcription subunit 19b. The record is from RefSeq and is a predicted model, not a curated record. NCBI's taxonomy places the organism in Eukaryota, Viridiplantae, Streptophyta, Magnoliopsida, Poales, Poaceae. Gene Ontology annotation, cellular component: mediator complex. Gene Ontology annotation, molecular function: transcription factor binding; transcription coregulator activity. Gene Ontology annotation, biological process: positive regulation of transcription by RNA polymerase II.
GCACCGCUCCUCCCCGAUUUCCGUUCGACACACAGCCAGCCCUCGCGCACCUCGCUUCGCCCUCGCGUCCAUCGGCGAACGCCUCCACCGCCGGCGACUGCCCCCAUCUCCUCCGACCAGCCGCCCCACGCCGCCAGAUCGUCGACCGCCCCGCCAUCCCCGCCCCGCCCCCGCCCGGCCCCGGCAGAUCUGCGGCGGGCGGGCCCCACCCUACCCACCGCCCGCCGGCCCUCCCUAGCCAGCCACGGUCAAGAUGAAUUGCGCAUAGAUCAAGCUUCAGUCUGAUGGAUUCUGACGACAAGAAGUUUGGCAAAGGACCUAGGGAGCUCACAGGUGCUGUUGAUUUAAUAAGCCAGUACAAACUGCAGCCUCACCAUGAUUUCUUUUGCAAGAGGCCUUUGCCACUAGCAAUCUCAGAUACACAUUAUCUUCACAAUGUUGUGGGGGACACUGAAAUUCGAAAAGGAGAAGGAAUGGAGCUAGAUCAACUUGUUCAGAAUGCAUAUUUAAGAGAUAAGCCUGCUUAUAUUCAGCCCUUUGAUAUGGAAACACUAGGGCAAGCGUUUCAGCUGCGAGAAACCACCCCAGUAGAUUUACCCUCAGCUGAAAAAGGUAUACCGACUAUCUCGGGCAAGUCAAAAAGUGAGUCCAAGGACAAAGAGAAGAAACAUAAAAAGCACAAAGACAGAGAUAAGGACAGGGAGCAUAAGAAGCACAAACAUCGACAUAAGGAUCGGUCUAAAGACAAAGAUAAGGACAAGGAUAAGAAAAAGGAUAAAAGUGGGCAUCAUGAGAAGAAGAGAAAGCAUGAGGGAAUGGAGGAUUCGGCAGAUGUGCAUAAGCACAAAAAGAGCAAGCAUAAGAGUUCCAAAACUGACGAGCUGGCUAAUGGACUUAGUUAGCUACACUUUUCUUCUUACUUCUAUUGUCAAUCCAUGCCAUAUAUUGUUAAAAGGAGGCUCACAAGGUUUCUGUCAUCAGACGCACCUGCAGAUUAAUGAUAUCAUGAAUGGCUAUUUCUUUGAAGAUGCUUAAGAUGGAGGCCUUACCUGCCGCUAAUUAUGUUGUUUUUGCAGUGUGGAUCCUUGUGAAAAUGUAACUUGAAACAAAGGGGCAAACCCAUUGUAUUUUGCAACUUGUUGUCCCUCACUGACUAAACUGGUUGCCUUGUAGGAACAAUCAGAUAGGACUUUUUAUGAGUUUUUUUUUUUUUAAGAUUAGGACAUCUUGGUAGGUGUUUUUAAUGAGAUAAUUGUUUGUAGACUAGGAGCAGUUCACCAUUUCAAUUAGUUAGGACUUCUGAGAUAUUUUUAUAGAUCAGGACAUCUAGGUAGGUGUUUCAAAUGAGAUGUUUAUUUGAGACUAGGAAUUGAGUGCGGAGAUCGUUGAUGUAGCAUGAGAUAGUGGUGGAAGGAUACUUGUAUGAUCUGAAAAUGUAGCUGUGCUGCUCUUGCUGAUAGGGGAAUCAAUCAAUUCACCUCCUA